AACUGAGAGUGAUUGACCGUCGAAGUUUCUCCUCUGUCGCGACUUUUUGAUCCAUGUUUGACGACAAAACCAGCGCUAUCUACGGCGCGAGAGAGCAUCGCCGAACUAAUCAGUACGCUUUAAACUGUGGAAUUUUCUGUUAGCUCUGUUCACGGUUUUAUUUUCGCUCAGCUUCACUACUUUUUCUUUAUAAAAAGAGAGAAAAAGUGUACGCACGAUGAGCACGCAGACCUCCACGGUGAAGUUGAAGGAGCUGCGCCUACCGAUCUCGAGAGUGAAGACGAUCAUGAAAAGCUCGCCUAGCGUCGAUACCGUUGGCCAAGACGGCUUGUAUUUGGUUACAAAAGCAACGGAACUCUUCAUACAUUACCUGACAGAAGAGGCACACAUGCAGAGUAACAAGGGAUCCUCGCUGGACUACAAACAUUUGGCAGAGGUGGUACAGACCAAUGACACACUGGAGUUCUUGCGGGAGAUAAUGCCCAGGAAAAUUACGGUCCGACAGUUUAAGGAGAUGAUGGCAGCUAGGGAGGCAUCCUGUAGCAGUUCCUCUGAGAGCAGCUCGGAUUCAGAUAGCGAUAGUGACUCUGACUCAGACUCUUGUUCGGACAGCGAUGAGACGAAGGGGGACAAUUCUUCUAGCAGUGAACGAGAGAGCGAGACCAAGGAGAACGGAGCUUGUCAUUCGGACAGUGACAAAAGUGAGAGCAGUGUAAAAAGUGACAGUGAGGAGAACCAUAAGAGAUGAGAAUUUUUAGGUUUUCACUUUUAGCAAACUUUAAUUAUUUAACAAACCCACCUAGGUUUAUUUUGUGUUCUUUUAUAAAAUCUCACGCAUGUAUGCCUAGAAUAAUUUAUCUAGUAUCAAAAUUGUUCGUAUAUAUUAGUAAAUGAGUAAAACAGACACAGUCAGCAAUAAUGACUCAUUUUGUAAUAGAUUAUGAGAAUUUGUCUAAAAGGAGCAGAUAUUUUUUAUACGCUUAGAAAUGACGAAAGUACACUAUCAAAAUCUUUUUUGCACAUAUUUCUCUCUCAUAUAUUUGUGUGUGUGCAUAUAUAUACACACACAUACAUAAACUAUAUAUUUCUCAUAAUAUUCAUUAUUCAUGCAUUCAAUUAUAUUAAAUGGAUUAAUGUAAGAAAUUAAAUCUCUUACAUUAACAGUGUAUUUAUUUAUAAUCAUGUCUCAGAUUUUUAUCUUUGAUAAUAAAUAAUGCCAUGA
Messenger RNA from Solenopsis invicta (red fire ant), 1222 nucleotides. It is a transcript of the gene Chrac-16, whose product is annotated as chromatin accessibility complex 16kD protein. Lineage: Eukaryota; Metazoa; Arthropoda; Insecta; Hymenoptera; Formicidae. Bases 218 to 748 code for a protein of 176 amino acids. The transcript is spliced from 2 exons. The record is from RefSeq and is a predicted model, not a curated record. Gene Ontology annotation, cellular component: nucleus; CHRAC. Gene Ontology annotation, molecular function: protein heterodimerization activity.